Molecule: messenger RNA, 2744 nt
Organism: Micropterus salmoides (largemouth bass)
Lineage: Eukaryota; Metazoa; Chordata; Actinopteri; Centrarchiformes; Centrarchidae
Gene: fermt3b
Product: fermitin family member 3b
Exons: 15
Coding region: 207-2144 (645 amino acids)
Biological process (GO): leukocyte cell-cell adhesion; platelet aggregation; regulation of cell-cell adhesion mediated by integrin
Cellular component (GO): cell-substrate junction
Molecular function (GO): integrin binding
Source: RefSeq, a predicted model, not a curated record
CUUUCUCGACAGAAGUGACACAAGCAGCGCAGACACAGCUACAGAGACCACAACCUGCCCAGCCCGAGAGCGGCACAUUUUCACAAAAAGCCUGGGAAACUUCUUCAGAGAUCUGACGGUAGCACAGGAGUCCCCAAGUUUCCACUUCUCAAAACCUUAGACAGAGGGGACUAAAGUCCUGCAUUUCUCUCUCUCUUUCUCCCAGUAUGGCGGCAUGGGACCUGUCAGUCAUAGUGGAGGACCUGGGGUCUGAUGCGCCACCUGUCACCAUCAGCGUGGCAUCUGACCUCCACAUCGGAGGGGUCAUCCUAAAGCUGGUGGAAAAGACACAGAUCACGCGUGAUUGGUCGGACCAUGCGCUAUGGUGGGAGCAGAAGCAGCGGUGGCUGCUGCGGACAGCUUGGACUCUGGAGAAAUAUGGCAUCCACGCCGACGCCCGGCUUAUCUUCAUGCCCCAACACAAGCCACUGAGACUGGGUCUGCCUAACGGCAUUACCCUGAGGCUCCGGGCCUGCUUCUCCUCCCCCGCCUUCCAGACCGUGAUGGGCAUCUGCAGAAUGCUCAAUAUCCGUCACCCCGAGGAGCUCUCCCUCCUUCGGCCCGUAGAGGAGAAAAAGAAGAAGAAAGAUAAGGACUCGGCAGAGGAGAUCUACGACCUGACCGAGGUGCCCCUCUCCUCGGCAUCCCGGCCCUGUCUGUAUAAUGGCAUGCCGGCUCACUUUGCCGACUCACCUCAGAUGGAGGCCAUCUACAAGAUGCUGUCAGUCACCCAGCCUCCCCCCACCCCCGAGGUCAUAGCCAAGCAGUACCGCCCCGCCAGCGUGGUGGACAAGGCCCACAUCCAUGGCAGGUGGUUGGACUCAUCCCGUUGUCUUAUGCAGCAGGGCAUCCAAGAAAAUGACAGACUCUGGCUUCGUUUCAAAUACUUUGCUUUCUAUGACAUAGAACCCAAGUAUGAUGUUGUGCGCCUGAGCCAGCUGUAUGAGCAAGCACGCUGGGCCAUCUUGCUGGAGGACAUCGACUGCACCGAGGAGGAGAUGAUGCUGUUUGGAGCCCUACAGUACCACAUCAGUAAGGUGUCUCAGUCGGAGCCCCAGAUGCUAAGCUCCAAUGCAGCCAUGGAGGACCUGGAGUCUGCCCUGCUGUCACUGGAGGUCAAGAUGGAGGGAGAGAGCAGCUCUGCAUCGGAGAUGCUGGAUAACAUGACUGCACCAGAACUCAAUGAUUAUCUAAAGAUAUUCAGGCCAAAGAGGCUGACUCUGAAGGGAUAUAAGCAGUACUGGUUCAAGUUCCAGGAUACCUCCAUCUCUUACUUCAAGAGCAAAGAGGAGAGCAUUGGAGAGCCCAUUCAACAGAUUAACCUCAAAGGAUGUGAGGUGGCACCGGACGUUAACAUGGCAGCACAGAAGUUCCUUAUCAGACUGCUGAUACCAGCGCCUGAGGGCAUGAAUGAGGUCUAUCUGCGCUGUGAAAACGAGCAGCAGUAUGCUCAGUGGAUGGCUGCAUGUCGACUGGGCUCCAAAGGCAAGAGUCUGGCUGACAGCACUUUCCAGAGCGAGAUCCAGAGCAUCCGCUCCUUCCUUGCUAUGCAAAAGACCAGCUCCAGUUCCCAUGGCAACACACCUGCCAACGAUGAAAGCAUCAAUCCUCAUAGUCUGGUCUCGCCACGUUACCAUAAGAAGUACAAAGCCAAGCAGCUGACCCCUCGUAUCCUGGACGCAUACCAGAACGUGGCUCAGCUCCCACUGACAGACGCAGUGAUGCGCUUCCUGCAGAUCUGGCAAGCUCUGCCUGACUUUGGGCUCUCUUACGUUGUUGUCAGGUUUAAGGGUAGUCGCAAAGACGAGGUACUGGGCAUUGCUCCCAACCGUCUAAUCCGUAUUGACCUGGGCGUGGGUGAUGUGGUGAAAACGUGGCGCUACAACAACAUGAAGCAGUGGAACGUCAACUGGGACAUAAAACAGGUGGCCAUAGAGUUUGAAGGCAACAUCAACAUCGCUUUCAGCUGCAUAACCGCCGACUGCAAAAUCGUUCACGAGUUCAUCGGAGGCUACAUUUUCAUGUCGACACGCAGUCGUGAGAAGAGCGACACGCUCAAUGAGGAGCUUUUCCACAAGCUGACUGGGGGCCAUGAAGCUCUCUAAGACUAAAACACACAAGUCCUUCACCGCCCACAUGAGAUCUGCUCUGUGUCUCAACAGUGGAAAAGCAGUGGAACUGGAUUUUACUUUGCAUUCAGGCAAACACAUCAGAACAGUACUUCUUCUAUCUAGUCUUCUCUAUGUGUAAAUGUGUUACAACCCACCUCCAUCCAACUUUUUCACAAGCUACAUCAGUGGAUGAACGACUUAACAUGUUCAGACAGUUCAGGACUCCGGUGGUCCUCAUGCUGACUUCCCCUUUACUUCAGGAUGGACUGCUGCUGAGCCAAACUGCUGGACAUCUGGUCCAGGAUCAGCAGGUUUGACAAUCAUGGAAAUAUAAAAUCAACAGUUGGAACAGCAAUUUCUCUUAUUUUACCUUGCAGUAUCAAGACUUCCUGUCGCUCAGGAUAGAAAGCCUUUCUUUGUCCAGAGCUGCAGUUUUUAUGUCACUUAGAUUUUUGUUUGAAAUGUAUGGCUACAACAGCCACAUUAUAACAGCCAAGAAUCAACUACAAUGAGUACAAAAAUACAAACUAUUAUGUUUUCUUUAAUAAAUAUAUGAAUAAACAUGUAUUCAAAUAAAUACAGCAAUUCACUAUU